Molecule: messenger RNA, 2954 nt
Organism: Tachyglossus aculeatus (Australian echidna)
Lineage: Eukaryota; Metazoa; Chordata; Mammalia; Monotremata; Tachyglossidae
Gene: ZFX
Product: zinc finger protein X-linked
Exons: 7
Coding region: 125-2554 (809 amino acids)
Biological process (GO): regulation of DNA-templated transcription
Cellular component (GO): nucleus
Molecular function (GO): RNA polymerase II cis-regulatory region sequence-specific DNA binding; DNA-binding transcription factor activity, RNA polymerase II-specific; metal ion binding
Source: RefSeq, a predicted model, not a curated record
UCCGUGUUAACCGCUUUAGACUGUAAUCUCAUCGUGGCCAAGGAACUUGUCCCUCAACUCUGUUGGAUCGUACUCUCCCGAGCCCUCAGCGCAGGGCUCUGCGUGCAGAGCCGCUGCUUCCCACAUGGACGGCGGGCAGAUUUUGGUGGAAGUACAAGAGACCGUCUUCGUUUCGGACGUGGUGGACUCGGACAUAACGGUGCACAACUUCGUCCCCGACGACCCGGACUCCGUGGUGAUCCAGGAUGUCAUCGAGGACGUGGUGAUCGAGGACGUCCAGUGCCCGGACAUCCUCGACGAGGCUGACGUGUCGGAGACGGUCAUCAUCCCGGAGCCGGUGCUGGUCCCCGAGGUCCCCGAGGAGGUCUCGUUGACCCACUGCGCCGUCCCGGAGGACGUGCUGGCGCCGGACAUCCCCGCGGUGGCCGCGGUCGUACCAGAACACGUGUUGGCUGGGGAACCGGUCCACGUCCCCCCCGCCGCGGGGCACGUGGAGCACGUGGUCCACGACGGUGUCGUGGGCGCGGAGAUGGUCGCCGACCCCCUGGCAGCCGGCGUGGUCUCGGAAGAGGUGCUGGUGGCCGACUGCGCGUCCGAGGCGGUCAUCGACGCCAACGGGAUCCCCGUGGAGCGGCGAGACGAUGACGACGAUGACGACGAGGACGACGACAAGGGCAACUGCGAGGAUUACCUCAUGAUCUCCCUGGACGAUGCCGGGAAGAUGGGCCAUGACGGCUCCUCGGAGAUGACGAUGGACGCGGAGCCGGAGAUCGACCCCUGCAAGGUGGACGGCGGCUGUCCGGAGGUCAUCAAGGUGUACAUCUUCAAGGCCGACCCCGGAGAAGAUGACCUCGGCGGCACGGUCGAUAUCGUGGAGAGCGAACCCGAGAACGACCACGGGGUCGGCCUCCUGGACCAGAGCAGCGCUAUUCGAGUUCCGAGGGAAAAGAUGGUGUACAUGACCGUCAACGACGCUCAGCAAGAAGAUGAAGAUUUAAGUGUGGCGGAAAUCGCCGACGAAGUUUAUAUGGAGGUGAUCGUCGGCGAGGAGGACGCGGCCGUGGCCCACGAGCAGCAGAUGGACGACACGGAGAUCAAAACGUUCAUGCCCAUCGCUUGGGCGGCAGCUUAUGGUAAUAACACGGACGGAAUCGAAAACCGGAACGGCACCGCCAGCGCCCUGUUGCAUAUAGAUGAAUCCGCCGGCCUGGGCAGGCUAGCCAAGCAGAAACCAAAGAAAAGGCGAAGACCGGAUUCCAGGCAAUAUCAGACAGCCAUCAUCAUCGGGCCCGACGGGCACCCGCUGACGGUCUACCCGUGCAUGAUCUGCGGGAAGAAGUUCAAGUCGCGCGGCUUCCUGAAGCGGCACAUGAAGAACCACCCGGAGCACCUGAGCAAGAAGAAGUACCGCUGCACGGACUGCGACUAUACGACCAACAAGAAGGUCAGCCUGCACAACCACCUGGAGAGCCACAAGCUGACGGGCAAGGCCGAGAAGGCGGCGGCCCCGGGGCCGGGCGCGGGGGCCGGGGCGCCGCCGGCGGCGGCGGCGGUGGCGGUGGCGGCGGUGGCGGCGGCGGCGGCGGCGACGGCGGAGUGCGACGAGUGCGGCAAGCACUUCUCCCACGCCGGGGCCCUGUUCACCCACAAGAUGGUGCACAAGGAGAAAGGCGCCGGCGGGCGGACGCACAAGUGCAAGUUCUGCGACUACGAGACGGCCGAGCAGGGCCUGCUGAACCGUCACCUGCUGGCCGUCCACAGCAAGAACUUCCCCCACGUGUGCGUGGAGUGCGGGAAGGGCUUCCGCCACCCGUCGGAGCUGAAGAAGCACAUGCGCAUCCACACGGGCGAGAAGCCCUACCAGUGCCAGUUCUGCCCCUACCGCUCGGCCGACUCGUCCAACCUGAAGACCCACGUGAAGACCAAGCACAGCAAGGAGACGCCCUUCAAGUGCGAGGCCUGCCCGCUGACCUUCGCCGACCCCAAGGAGCUGCAGCAGCACGCCCUCCUGCACCACCAGGAGAGCCGAGCCCACCAGUGCCUGCACUGCGACCACAAGAGCUCCAACUCGAGCGACCUGAAGCGGCACGUCAUCUCCGUGCACACCAAGGACUACCCGCACAAGUGCGAGACCUGCGACAAGGGCUUCCACCGGCCCUCGGAACUCAAGAAGCACGCGGCCGCCCACCGGGGCAAAAAGCUGCACCAGUGCAGACAUUGCGACUUUAAGAUCGCGGACCCCUUCGUCCUCAGCCGCCACAUCCUGUCGGUCCACACCAAGGACCUGCCUUUCCGCUGCAAGCGCUGCCGGAAGGGCUUCCGGCAGCAGAGCGAGCUCAAGAAGCACAUGAAGACGCACAGCGGCCGCAAGGUCUAUCAGUGCGAGUACUGUGAGUACAGCACCACGGACGCCUCGGGCUUCAAAAGGCACGUCAUUUCCAUUCACACCAAGGACUAUCCCCACCGCUGCGACUUCUGCAAGAAGGGCUUCCGCCGGCCCUCCGAGAAGAACCAGCACAUCAUGCGGCACCAUAAAGACUUGGGGCUCCCUUGAACCCGUCCCCCUCUCCCGGUCUGUCCGUCCCCCCCCCUCGGUCUCCUCGCGGCCCGGCGAGGGCGGUCCGAAACCCCGUCGGUCGUGGCGAUCGAGCUCUCUCUCUCUCUCCCCGUCUCUCUCACUCACACACACACACCCUACAGGAAAUGAAAUACUGUGCGUUGAUAUAUCGCUGUAUACAAAUAGGAUUAUCGCUUCUAGUUGACUUCGUUUCGUUUUUUUUUUUUUUUUUUCUUUUUUUGGGGAGGGGGGUUCGUUCUUUUUUUGUUUUGGUUUGGUUUUUUUUUUUUUUUUUUUUUUUUUUACACGUGUUCCUUAGAGUGUUCUGGAUUCCAUUCAGUUUGUUUAAGAAAUAAGGAAAAAGGUGGCAACAAUAAAGUGGCGUUGCUUAAAGUCA